CUAUACGAGACACGAUGGUACGAUGGGGAUCCCCCAUUCGUCUUAUACGCCUUUCUGUAGGACAGAGGAGGAGGCAUUCAACUAAUGCCAAUUCACGUUACGAACUCGUAUCUAGAGUACCGAAUCCCCGACCUCAACCUAGACAUGCCGCCAGCAGUGGUAAUCUGGGUUCGGAUCCUCCCGAUAUGGACUCAAAUGCCAACAAUACAAAGGUGCGUCGUGCUCAGAGGUUACCGAGUCUUCGUUUAGCUAAUGGUAGGAUUAACUAUGGUAGUCCGUCUGAAGAAGAAAUACGUUCCCCUCGUAGUCUCCAUAAAGAAGACUCAAUUAAGAUUAGUAUUGAAAAUACUAAUACGUGUUCAGACUCUUUAGUAACUGCAGCUGAUGACGAUCAAACUCUUGUUAGUGAUUAUAUAUCCCCGGAAAUGAAUUUUAAAGAUUCAAAAGUGAACACCGCUGCCGGUGCAGCCAAAGAUGGUGAUAAGGACGAUAUUAGUCUAUACGGAACUCCUAAGGAAGAAAUCGGCCCGGGACUGUCUGAAGUUAAAGCUUCCUUCAUGAGGAACCAAUUAGAAGCACUGUUUCAGCCAUCGGAUAAUAAGUUAGCAAUGAAAUUGUUUGGAAGUAAAAAGGCGCUUAUGAAAGAGAGAAUCAGACAGAAGGCUGCGGGACAUUGGAUCAUCCAUCCAUGCAGUACUUUUAGGUUCUAUUGGGACCUCUGUAUGCUUCUCCUACUUGUAGCUAACCUCAUCAUCCUUCCCGUGGCGAUUUCUUUCUUCAAUGACGAUUUGUCUGCGAGAUGGAUAGCCUUCAAUUGUUUGUCAGAUACCAUCUUUCUCUUAGACAUUGUCGUCAACUUUAGAACGGGUAUUAUGCAGCAAGACAAUUCCGAGCAAGUGAUAUUGGAUCCUAAACUUAUAGCUAAACAUUAUGUGAGGACGUGGUUUUUCCUGGAUUUGAUAAGCUCUAUACCUCUGGACUACAUCUUCCUUAUCUUUCAGCAGGACUACAGUGAUAACUUUCAACUCCUUCAUGCAGGAAGGGCGUUGCGUAUCCUACGGUUUGCAAAAAUGCUCAGUUUAUUACGCCUGCUUAGAUUAUCUCGGCUUGUGCGUUAUGUCAGUCAAUGGGAAGAAGUAUAUAUGCACAACUUGGCCUCCUUAACCCAGACAACAGGACCAUUCAGCUAUUUGUUUGAUUAUUGUGGGGAAGCGUGUGCCUUGAAGUUCUUUAACAUGGCAAGCGUCUUCAUGAAGAUAUUUAAUCUUAUUUGUAUGAUGCUACUAAUUGGACACUGGAGCGGUUGUUUACAAUUCCUAGUACCGAUGUUACAAGGCUUUCCUACAAAUUCUUGGGUUGCAGUAAAUGAAUUACAGCACGCCUUCUGGUUAGAGCAGUACUCUUGGGCAUUGUUUAAAGCUAUGUCGCACAUGUUAUGUAUUGGUUACGGCCGAUAUCCACCACAGAGCUUGACCGAUAUGUGGCUAACGUUACUCAGUAUGAUUAGUGGAGCCACUUGCUACGCUCUGUUUUUGGGCCAUACAACCAAUCUUAUUCAAUCCUUGGAUUCUUCCAGGAGACAAUACCGCGAAAAAUUAAAACAAGUUGAAGAGUACAUGACCUACAGAAAGCUCCCAAGAGAUUUGAAGCAAAGAAUCACUGACUAUUUCGAACAUCGAUACCAAGGAAAGUUUUUCGAUGAAGAGAUGAUCCUUGGAGAAUUAUCGGAAAGGCUAAGAGAAGAUGUUAUAAAUUAUAAUUGCCGUUCACUUGUUGCUUCCGUUCCUUUCUUUGCCAAUGCAGAUCCAAAUUUUGUGAAUGACGUGGUAACGAAGUUAAAAUAUGAAGUCUUCCAACCAGGUGAUAUCAUUAUUAAGGAAGGAACGUUGGGAACAAAAAUGUACUUCAUCCAAGAAGGAAUCGUCGAUAUCGUCAUGACUAAUGGAGAAGUGGCAACUAGUCUUUCCGACGGUUCUUACUUUGGAGAAAUCUGUUUGUUAACGAAUGCUAGGAGAGUUGCCAGCGUGCGAGCAGAAACAUAUUGCAAUCUCUUCUCCUUAUCGGUGGAACACUUCAACGCCGUCCUUGAUCUGUAUCCGCUCAUGCGCAGAACAAUGGAGUCGAUAGCAGCCGAACGACUCAACAAAAUUGGCAAGAAUCCAAGCAUCGUUAGCAACCGGGAAGACCUACAGCAUGAUCUGAAAACAUUCAAUGCACUCUUGCAAUCAGCCCAGAGUCCAGAGAGUAGCGAAGAUUCAAGUAACGACAAGAAUACGUUGACCAUUGCUAAAGGUUUGAAGCACACGAUACCCAGGCCCAAAUCGGAAAGUUGCUUUCCACGUAUGGAUCUCGGUAGACCCGAGCAGGCUCCAUCACUUCAUCGAUCAGAAACAUUCUAUCAAUCUAGCAGCAGUACACCAGCCGAGACAACGUUUCAUGCCUGACAGUCACCUAACGGCGGGAGUGGUGGCUUAGGUGUCUUAUUGCCAGGAUGGCUGGUUGAAUUCUUAUAACUGGCUAUGCCCAAUACAAAAUGGUGCAAGCUGUCGUGUCUAAUACCAACGACACAAACUGUUGAACUUUAGAAUUAUCAUCUUCCUGGUGCUAAGAAUCAAGGCUACUGCUUUCGACCGAACUUAUAUUCUACGAGAAGCCACAUUUACCAAAAGCCUUAAUCUCUAGGCUGACUUAAAAGGCGAGGCAAUUGGUAUAAGCAGCAUUGCUUAAGUAACAUAGUAAUGACCCUAGGGAAUGAAAAUAAUUCUUUAGCGUGCAUUUAACUGCAAAACAAACAUAUUAGCCAACGUAUGACAUAAACUCAUGUAUUUCCUGCACCUAUAGAUACACAUCAUUCUAUCGUAUGCUAUUCUAGUCAUAUUGUUCUAGGCAUCAUAGUGUGUUCUAAUUACCCCAGAGGCCUUUAUGCUUUCACUAAUCAAAUUAAGACAGAAAUAUUUGGAUAUUAGUGAAGAAAAAUAAAAUUUAAGAGGGGUGUGAGGAUAUUAAAUUAGUUUUCUUAUUUUAUAAUUUUUAAACAUAAGAAGCGAGGGAAAAGUACAUAUUUAGUAUAGUUAAGUUGCUUGUAAUGUACAAUGAUUGUUAAAGACGAAUGACAAUGUGAUAGGAGAAAAAAUGCAUUACUUAUAUUCUUUAAAAAGACUAAUUUUAACAUGCAAACUUUUUCAAUCUUCCCUUUGGUCCCUGGAUCAUGUUAGCAAGCAAUAAAGCAAUACAACUUGAAUAUAGACAAAGGACUGCUUCAAAGUCUUGCCAGUGCAAGGCUGUUUGCAGCCUUCUGCAGUAGCAUAGGAAAUGUACAGUACAUAGAAAUAGGUAAUGUACUUAUGUGAUGUGCUAUGUAAACGAUAACUAUGAUAAAACAAGAAAAAAAUACAAAAAAAUACAAAAAUCCAAGGCAGUUCUUCAUAAAGUGUACAUACUAGAAAACGUUGUAGUUAUAAAUCAUAUAACCAUUUGAUACAUUAGAAAGGAUAUUAUUAUUCACAUUUGUUCAUUUUUGCACAUGAAAUGAGCUGUUAUUUUUCAUCUUGUGCACUGCCCAUAUCUUAUUUUUUAUUUAGCACAAAAUUUUUGGGUCUAUUCUUUUUUAAGGGGAAAAAAGAGGAAAAAACUAACUAUAAUGAGUAGCUAAAAUAUAAUGAAAAUACUCAUAAUUUUUAGUUUUUAAUCUCGACUUUUAUGAUAAAUGAAUGUUGUUAGCAGGAUGUCUUAAGUAAGUCAUACAUGAUCAUCCUCGUAAUGACUUUGCUGACGUUCUGACGUAAUCGAAUGCCCUUAGAGUUUUAAGUUGCUGUUUUAAAUUACAUAUAUUCAUAUCCAGAUCGAAAAUAAGAAUAUAUAUAUAUUAAGUAUUUUAAUAAAUCACUAUUUAUAUAGUAUAAAUAGUAAUAUAUAAUAUAUAUAUAUGUAAAAUAAAAAAAAGUUUAUAAAAACAGGUUAUUAGAAAUUUAAAAUUUUAAGAUAAAUAUUUUCGAGUGGAAUUAGAAUGUAUGCGAUGAUAAAAAUGUUUAUGAUAUAAUAACGAUUUUAAAAUUUAGAAAAAUUUAGAUAAGGCUAGAAAAUGUUUUAAAAAAAACAAAUUGCAUAGUAUACCGAAAUGCACAUUUACGCACAUUCUAAGUAUUAUUUUUUAAAUUGAGAAAGAGAAUACAACACGAAGACAUUGUAAGGGACAUUUGUAAAACAGUUUUUCGAAUUUCAAACUGAUUUACUAAGCAUUGUUUUAAUUCUAAUGGCAGGAAAUGUUAAUUGUCAGCAACGUCAGCAAUACGUCAUGUUAACGUCAUCAUUUCCUAGUUAUGUGUCGGCGGGAAAAUUAUUUUUGCAUCAAAGGGGAAAUAAUAACGUUUAUGUAAACGAAAUUGCUUCACGAAAUAAAAAGCUGUUAUUUAAAAAUGAAAAUUGGGGUGAAUGUGUUUCUCAUUUUUGUCUGA
Centruroides sculpturatus (bark scorpion) is the source of this 4454-nucleotide messenger RNA. It is a transcript of the gene Ih, whose product is annotated as potassium/sodium hyperpolarization-activated cyclic nucleotide-gated channel 2-like. Gene Ontology annotation, cellular component: membrane. The record is from RefSeq and is a predicted model, not a curated record. Bases 15 to 2444 code for a protein of 809 amino acids. The transcript is spliced from 10 exons. Lineage: Eukaryota; Metazoa; Arthropoda; Arachnida; Scorpiones; Buthidae. Gene Ontology annotation, biological process: potassium ion transport; transmembrane transport. Gene Ontology annotation, molecular function: voltage-gated potassium channel activity.